Messenger RNA from Cicer arietinum (chickpea), 1835 nucleotides. Its product is annotated as membrane metalloprotease ARASP, chloroplastic-like. Gene Ontology annotation, cellular component: membrane. The record is from RefSeq and is a predicted model, not a curated record. Gene Ontology annotation, molecular function: metalloendopeptidase activity; protein binding. Gene Ontology annotation, biological process: proteolysis. NCBI's taxonomy places the organism in Eukaryota, Viridiplantae, Streptophyta, Magnoliopsida, Fabales, Fabaceae.
UUAAGUAGAAAAGAAAAACAAAAUGAAUUAUCCAAUCCCACUUUGUGUGUUGUGUCUCAAACCACCACCAACGAGUUUUUUCAACCUUAUUACUCAUUCAUCAAUUUCUCAGAAACCAUGGUCAUAUACCUCUCUCCCUCUCCACCUCUACAUUCCAAUUCCAUCAUCAAAUUAUCAAAUUCUAAGUCACCCAUUUCAGAAUCUUCAUUAAAGCUCAAAACCCAUUUCUCAAAAUCACUCUUUUCUUCUUCAUUCACUUCCUCAAACGUGAAACUCACCACCAAGAAGCACUUUUUGCAUGGAAAUAGGAUUGUUGAAGAUUUUAGGACCUGUGCCAUUGGUGGAUUUGAUUAUGGAAACUUUGAGGGUCCUCAGUCUGUUCUUGAAGCUGCUGCAGUUUUGACAGCAAUCAUUGUUGUUCAUGAAAGUGGUCACUUCCUUGCUGCUUCUCUUCAAGGGAUUCAUGUGAGUAAAUUUGCUGUUGGGUUUGGUCCAAUAUUAGCUAAGUUUAAUGCAAAAAAUGUUGAAUAUUCAAUUAGAGCUUUUCCUCUUGGUGGAUUUGUAGGGUUCCCUGAUAAUGAUCCAGAUAGUGAUAUUCCUGUUGAUGAUGAAAAUUUGCUUAAGAAUAGACCAAUAAUAGAUAGAAUCAUUGUUGUUUCAGCUGGUGUUAUUGCCAAUGUAAUUUUUGCAUUAGUCAUUAUAUUUGUUCAAAUCCUUGCUGUUGGUUUGCCUGUUCAAGAAGUUUUUCCUGGUGUGAAUGUGCCCGAGGUUCGGCCCUUUUCAGCCGCUUCUCGUGACGGAUUGAUUGCCGGGGAUGUUAUCAUUGAAGUCAAUGGAAGUGAGUUUCUUAAACCUGGUCCUAAUGCUGUUUCUGAAGUUGUUGAUGUCAUUAAGAGAAGUCCUAAGAAAUAUGUUUUGCUUAAGGUUAAGAGGGGGGUGCAGGACUUUGAAAUUAGGGUUACCCCAGAUGAGAAUUUUGAUGGAACUGGUAAAAUUGGAGUUCAGUUAGCUCCAAAUGUGAAGUUAUCUAAGGUUAGACCGAAAAAUUUGGUGGAAGCUGUGACCUUUACUGCAAAAGAAUUCUGGGGUCUAUCGUCGAAUGUUUUCGACGGGUUAAAGCAGACAUUUUUAAACUUUUCUCAGUCAGCUAGUAAGGUUUCAGGUCCUGUAGCGAUUAUUGCUGUUGGCGCUGAAGUUGCGAGGUCGAACAUCGAUGGUCUUUACCAAUUUGCAGCCAUACUCAAUAUUAACCUUGCGAUUAUAAACCUUCUUCCUCUGCCUGCUUUGGAUGGAGGAACAUUGGCAUUGAUUCUCAUUGAGGCUGCUAGGGGUGGGAGAAAGCUACCUUUGGAAGUAGAGCAACGGAUUACGUCAUCGGGAAUUAUGCUUGUUUUGAUUCUUGGAUUAUACCUUAUUAUCCGUGAUACCCUAAACCUUGAUUUUAUCAAGGAAAUGUUGUAAUUGUUGUGGAGUAACAUUGCAUGAUUCUCAUCUGCAAUGCUGUUGCGCCUGGUACGGGUCGUGUAGCCAAUGAUGCGUUCGUAGAAGAGACAAGAUCAUUGUAAAUGAUUAAGGCAAGUUUCUUCCUCUAGGGAUGUUAUAUGAAAGGCAUCUCUUUGUUACUAAUUCAUUGAUCUAGUCAGAUUGUAUUUGUGGUCCUGGAAUAUAAAUUUACAUGUUACAAAUACUAGUUUUUUUUCUUUGUUUGCUGAAAACGCGUAGAAAUACUAGUUUUAUUUGUAAAAUUUUAAUAUAUUCUCGCCGCACUUUUCGUGGCAUUCAUAUAGUUAUCCUUUAAGAGUAUAAAUAUGGUUCUGCGUCGAUGAUUGGUACUA